Homo sapiens (human) is the source of this 5159-nucleotide messenger RNA. RefSeq names its product endoplasmic reticulum-golgi intermediate compartment 1 (gene ERGIC1). The record is from RefSeq and is a predicted model, not a curated record. The transcript has 7 exons. Gene Ontology annotation, cellular component: endomembrane system; Golgi membrane; cytoplasm. The coding region runs from base 1418 to 2122 and encodes 234 amino acids. NCBI's taxonomy places the organism in Eukaryota, Metazoa, Chordata, Mammalia, Primates, Hominidae.
AGUGACUGGUGAGCGGCUCCUAGGUCUGCUCCUGCCUCCAGUAGAAGCAGCCACAGGAGUCCUGGCCACAGCCCCCAUUGCGGCCCCCAUCGUGCUGGGUGCUGGCUUUUGGAAAUCCCUGCAUACCCGCAACGGCUCCCGUGGUGGGGGUGGAGGUGGAGGAGCUGGUCAGGCCACCCAGAGGCAUCUUCCUCAGUGGAGCCUUCUGCCAGGUACCUCUCAGCUGUUUUCCAAAUGACUACUUAGCAUUUCCCUGCCUCGAUCCCCACAGCAGCCCUGUAGGGAAGGAGUGGCCCAUUUCACAGAUGAGAAACUCGAGGCUUACAGAGUCAGUCUGCGCAACUGGGGCUGGGGGCAAUGUGCUGGUUAAAAUGCAGAUUCCCAUCUCCCCCCGCCCCGGAGGAUGGGAUGUGGGAAUCAGGGUCCAGGCCUUGGUGUUCUAAGCAGCCUCUCCAAGGAGCUGCGUUGUCAGGAGAGUGGGAAGCAGAAGCAGGAGCCUUGGGCCUUACAGUUCUGGGAGUGUGCUCUGGCCCUGCUGUUUGCUCAGUUGGGGCAAUUGCAUCAGCUUCCUGGGCUUCCUUCAGCUUUCUCAGCUGUGAGCUGGAGAGAGUGGUGCCCACCUCCAAGGGGCCUGGUGAAAAUUCCAUGAUCAGUUCGUUUAUCUCACUUGGGAUAGUGGAAUUCCUGGAGAGUUCAAUAAAAUGGUUUGUUGCUAUUGUUCCACAUGGGAUUUACUACAAAAGCAAUUUCAGAAACAUCCAAAAAGAUAUCCAUGUGCAUAAUUGACAGUAGUGUAUCUGCUCAUCUCCUUCGAAGUGGGAGUUUCACAGGAUGGUGAAUCAGGGUUGCUCUACCCCCAUUUUAGAGAUUAAACUACAGCAGGCAGGGCAAGGUGGCUCACGCCUAUAAUCCCAGCACUUUGGGAGACCAAGACAGGAGGAUCACCUGAGUCCAGGAGUUCGAGACCAGCCUGGGCAACAUAGUGAGACUCCAUCUCUACAAAAAAAAAAAAAAAUUAGCUGGGCAUGGUGGCCUGCACCUGUGGUCUCAGCUACUCAGGAGGCUGAGGCGGGAGGAUCACUUGAGCCCGGGAGGUUGAGGCUGCAGUGAGCUGUGUUCACGCCACUUCCACUUCAGCCUGGACAACAGAGUGAGACUGUCUCAAACAACAAAAAAAGAAACUACAGCAGACCCUUGAAUAAUGUUUUGUUAUAAAACAUUGAUGAGAAAAAAAAGUAUUUCCUGGCUGGGGCCACUGUCUGUUGGGUUUGCACGUUCUACCCACGUCUGCGUGGCUCUUCUGCAGGCACCCCCACCCACCUACCCACAUCCCAAACCUGUGCCUGUCAGGUUCAUCAGCACGUCCGCAUGGUCCCGGUGUGGGUGAGUGUGGGUGUGUGGGCGUGUGUGCCCUGCGAUGGGAGGGCGUGCUGGCCAGGGCCGGUUCCCGCCUUGUUCCCUGAGCAGCUGGGAUGGGCUCUGGCCACCCGUGACUUGGAACUGGAAUAAGUUUGACAUCUACAGGAAGGUGCCCAAGGACCUUACGCAGCCAACGUACACCGGGGCCAUUAUCUCCAUCUGCUGCUGCCUCUUCAUCCUCUUCCUCUUCCUCUCGGAGCUCACCGGAUUUAUAACGACAGAAGUUGUGAACGAGCUCUAUGUCGAUGACCCAGACAAGGACAGCGGUGGCAAGAUCGACGUCAGUCUGAACAUCAGUUUACCCAAUCUGCACUGCGAGUUGGUUGGGCUUGACAUUCAGGAUGAGAUGGGCAGGCACGAAGUGGGCCACAUCGACAACUCCAUGAAGAUCCCGCUGAACAAUGGGGCAGGCUGCCGCUUCGAGGGGCAGUUCAGCAUCAACAAGAACCAGGAGCUUCAGAUCCUAAGUCAAGUGGGUGAACGCAGUGCCCUUGGGAGGGCCGAGGCACCCGGUGGCAGCUGGCAGGGUUUUGCUCAGCACGUGCCGGCCUUCCUCGAAGCUCGGUACUGUCACAGUGGAGCCUCUCAACAACGCUGUGAGGCAGCACCAUUUGACAGCCGUGAAGAGAAUGACGGGGUGCUGUGGUGGAGAAUGAAGGAGGAGACCCCUGAGGUUACAAAGGAAGCCCUGUCUGAAGACUGAAGAUGAAGAUGCACAGAUGAACAGACGUACACGCACACCUCCUCACUGUGGGCCCCCCGCCCCCGGGGAGAUGCAACCACCUGGGCUGAAAAAAUAUAUGUACCCCAGAUGGUGACCAAGAAGGGAUCGUGCUUAUUCAAGCACCUGGAGUGACAACCCACGAGACAGCCCUGCCACCAAGCCCUCCCACCUCUUGGCAAACACGCCCAAGACUGCAGUCUGCUCCCCUUAGAAUGGGCUGUGCUGGAGCCCCCAGCCAGCUCUGGGUGAACUUGUCCUUUGGGGUCAGACAGACCUGUGGUCAAGGAUCCCGGCUACCAUGGUCACUGGUUGAAUGACUCUGGGCAGUUUAGCUUCUCUGAGCCUCAGGUUCCUCAUCUGUAGAAUGGGGAUAAUAAUACCUCACAGGCUGUGAAACAUGAACAAACUCUGCAGUAGAGACUGGACAAGCAUCCUGGCCUGCCUCAUCUCCCGUCAGUGCAAAGUUUCCAUGACCUCAUCAGCUGGCACCCACCUUACAAGUGCGCCUGUGGAAGGCACAUGGAGGGCGUCCAAGAAAUGGGCCUUCUCUGGUCAGGGGAGUGCCAGGGAGUCUUUGAAAGGCUCACACCAGCCUUUCUUAGACCCGCGUUAUGGCUGCCACGUACUAGGUUCUUACCCAGCCCUUUCCACAUAUUAGCUCCUUUAGUCCUCACAGUAGCCUGGAGGAAACUGAGGCACAGGAGGUUAAGUGACCUGGUCAAGGUCACGCAGCCAGGAUUUUAACACAGGCAGCCUAGCACCAGGGCCCUGGCCCUCUGAGCUCACUGCCUGUGGCUGCUUCUCCCAACAUCUUGGUUACACAUGUCAUGACCAGCUGUGUCUGUGUGCCCCAGGUCACAGCCUAGGGCACCCUCUGCCCCAUACUCCUGGAGGGAGUAGAGACCGUCCCCCACCCCAGCCCAGCCACUUUCCCUUUGAGGAACCGCCCAUCAAGAGGUGCUCAAAGAAGCCACCAGGGUCCAUGUGCUGUGAUGGCAAGGUCAGCAGCCAGCCCCCGCACCUCUCUCCCAGCAUCAGGCUGAGACUUGUCCCAUGGCCUCCUUAUCCGACCCCCAGGAAGUUGACCAGCAGCCAGAUGUCAGAGUUUGCGUGUUUUGAGCAGCAGCGGCAGCCUCACCAGAGACCCCACGGUGACCUCGUUUCAUCAGCCAGCCCCGCAGGAGGAGGACAGGAUGGGGUGAGGGGUAUGGGGCCUGGCUCCAGCUAUAUGUUUUUAAAAUCCAUCAGAGACACUGACGUAGGUUCCUAAGUCACAGGCUCUAAAAGCGUUGCUGUUUCUUUCUUCAGCCCAGCAUGUGCUGGCAUGAGUCAGCCACCUGUGAUGGAUUUGGUGUGGAGGGGGAGUGGGUUCCUGAGUCACAGCCUCGCACGGCCCGGCAGGGGUGGCAGGUGCUGAGGGGACAGCCUUCUUGACUCACUUCACUCCCGGAGCACGCGGCCCAGGCCCCAAUCCCAGUUCUGAACUCUGCCAUGGCCCGAUCUGCGGAAGGCCCUGUGUCACUGCGUAGAAAACCUCUGGGAGGACACACGCCUUAUGGCUGUGGGUUUCUUACUCCCAGGGGUGGUCAGCAACAGGGUCUUUAGUCUGACUGUGUCUCAUGACUGUUUUAUCAUGAAAAUGUACCCAGGCAUUAUUUUUAUCGGUGAAAAUGAGGCAUAAAUGUUAAAACCCACAGUGGGCUUUUCCUCACGCCCUGCCUGUGAGUGUUCCCUCUUCCGGGAGGGCCCUUCUUGGUUGGCUCCGAUGACAAACAUGUUCACCCUACAAACCCGAUCUGAGGCCAGCUGCGGGCUGCUUUGUAUGCAUCACCUCAAUGAAUCCUCCCAGUAAUCUUCUGGCUUUACGCCCAUUUCGCUGAUGGAGAAACUGAGGCAUGGAGUGGUUACUGACCUCGCCUAAGGCUCCCCAGCUAGGAAGUGGGGCUGGGCUUGGGGCCAAGUGUAGAACUCAGAGCAACCGCUCUACUAUGGGUUAUUGGGUCCCUGAAGCAGGCGAUGCUGUCCCUCGAGGGAGAUCUUGCCACGCCUUUGUUUCUGCUCCACUCCUGACCCAGCAAGUGUCCCUUCUCCACUGUAGCCUGCAGCUCGCUCCACUGCGAGUUUGCUGAGGCCGAGGCUACAGGCUGUCAGCUUGAUGCCUCCCCUGUCAGCCACAAGCUCGGGCCCUGCUGAAGUAGGAAUAUUCCUGCAGGAAGUCCCCAACUUUGUGUUUGAAACAGACAUGCUUACAAAAUCAGACUUUGAUGGGCUGCUGCACGAUAAGCUAUAUUCCCUCCUCGGACACAGCUCGCACAGUCUUCUUCAUUGGGCUGGAAUAAGGUAACCCCCGAGUUUUUCAGUGUGGCAUCUGGGGACCUUUGAUAAACAGCCCCAACUCCUCCCUUGUGCCUCUUUGUUUCCUGCUGCUGCCAGCACCGCCACCUCCGUCUCAUUUGGAGUUCAAUAAUACCAGACUCUUAGUUCCUUAGACAGCCCACAUGCUGGGAAGUUUCUGUCCUCUGCACCUGUUCAUGCUGUUCCCUCUGCCCAGAUGCCUUUCGCUCUCUUCCUGAGUAAUGCAGACUCAUCUUCAGAGCCUUAACACAGGAUGUCCUUCCCCCUGGGAAGCCCUCCCUGAAUACAGCCUGCACCCUCAAUUGAGCCGGGGGCCUUCCCUGUAACCCCCAUGGUCUGCAAAUUCCUCUGGGCCAGGGUGGAUCCCACAGAGUCUCAUUGUCUGUUCCAAGUCUGUGUCACAGGGGCUUGGCCAAGGCCAGAUUCUUGUCUGCUCAUCUCCCCAGUUCCGGCAUCUCCUGAAGGACUGGCGCCAUGUGGCCAUCAGCCCAGGCUGCGGAGGUAGAUGGCAUCCAGGCAUCAGAGGAGGGAGCAGUGCGUCCAACAGACGUGAGCUGAGACUGCAGCUCUCGACAUGUGACCUUAGCAAGUUUCUUCACUGCUCUGAGCCUCCAUUUUCUUUUCUGUAAAAUGGGAAUUAUCAGAUGACAAAGUCAAAGGA